AAUUUCAGCUUUUAAUAUGUUAGUUAAAAGGUACGGAAAUGACUGUCCUUAGUCCAUUCGUUUUCUGUAAAAAAUCAACUUUUGCUAGAGUAGCCAACGUGCUUUUUUUAAUGUUUAUUUUUUUCUUAAAAUACUUCCUCAUUGGCAGCACUGCUUGUCUGUCAAAACACCGAACAAAAACUUUUGUAAGAAAUCGCGCUUAAUACUACAAAAGUAAUGAAAUUACCCAUAAAGAGUAAUGAUUACUCGUAAUCUAUAAUGAUUAAACGUAUUAAGUAUGAUUUUGAGACUGCAAGUUUUACAAGAUGCGAAUGGGUGAGUAAAGAUCCUAUCUACAUUGAAUAUCAUGAUAAAGAGUGGGGAAUACCAGUAUUUGAUAGUUUGAAAUUAUUUGAAAUGUUAUGCCUAGAAGGCCAACAAGCUGGGCUGUCUUGGAUUACUAUACUGAAAAAAAGAGAGAAUUAUAGAAAUUUGUUUCAUUGUUUCAACCCUUACGAAAUAAUUAAAUUUUCUGAUGAACAUGUUAAAAGAUUACUAACAGAUAUCGGUAUUGUGAGGCACAAGGGAAAAAUUGAAGCAAUCAUCAAUAAUUCCAAAUGUUAUAUACAGAUGGAAAAGCAAAAUGAAUGUUUUUCAGACUUCAUAUGGAGUUUUGUUAAUCACAAGCCUAUUGUAAAUGAUGUAAAUACUAGUAAAGAACUGAAAACAGAGACAGCUACAUCAAUUGCCUUGUCCAAAGAAUUAAAAAAGAAAGGGUUUAAGUUUGUUGGAUCUACUAUUUGUUAUUCUUUUAUGCAAGCAUGUGGACUCGUUAAUGAUCAUAUCAAUACAUGUAUUUGCAAAACAAAAGAAUUUCAAUCAGAAUAAGUAAAAUAGUUUACUCUGUGUGAAAAGAUGAGCAAAUUAACUUUUGUUAUUCUUGAUACAAUUCAGAAAGUAAAUAG
Molecule: messenger RNA, 944 nt
Organism: Diatraea saccharalis (sugarcane borer)
Lineage: Eukaryota; Metazoa; Arthropoda; Insecta; Lepidoptera; Crambidae
Source: the annotation of a GenBank genome assembly